AUGGCCCUCAACACUGCUGUCCAAACCGUCGUCGCCAGCCUGGCGCCUUUCCACCUCCUCUCCUUCUCCACACUGCUGGGCUCUCAGCUGUACCAGACAUUCAUCGUCACCAAGGUUGCGUUUAAGAAUCUUCCCCGGAAUCCUUACGUCAACUUUCAGAAGCAUAUUUUUCCGAUUUAUUUCCACGGGCAGGCGCUGCUGCUGUUCCUCUCGGCCGUCACGUUCCCACCAUACGGCCCAGUGUCGUUGGUCCAGCAAAAGAGUGAUUGGAUCCCAUUUACGAUCUCGGGUGUUGUCUCGGUGUUGAACCUUUUGGUCUUUGGACCUAGGACUAAAAAAUUGAUGUUGGAUCGUGUAGAUCAAGGGACCUUGGAUAAGGCGGCAAACCUAGAGGGCCCCAGUCCCACGAUGCAGGUUCUCAAGAAGAAAUUCUCGACCGCGCAUGCCAUGUGCAUUCAUUUGAACUUGAUCGGGCUGGGUGCUCAUCUCUGGUACACGUGGAGGCUGGCCUCUCACCUCCAGUAUCAAGAUGCCUCUCUGUGA
Molecule: messenger RNA, 543 nt
Organism: Fusarium keratoplasticum
Lineage: Eukaryota; Fungi; Ascomycota; Sordariomycetes; Hypocreales; Nectriaceae
Product: DUF4149 domain-containing protein
Exons: 2
Coding region: 1-543 (180 amino acids)
Source: RefSeq, a predicted model, not a curated record